Molecule: messenger RNA, 3285 nt
Organism: Anolis sagrei ordinatus
Lineage: Eukaryota; Metazoa; Chordata; Lepidosauria; Squamata; Anolidae
Gene: TMEM47
Product: transmembrane protein 47
Biological process (GO): cell-cell adhesion
Cellular component (GO): membrane; cell-cell junction
Source: RefSeq, a predicted model, not a curated record
GCGAGCGCGAGGCGGCCCCGAGGGCUGACCGCGGAGCUGGGCCAGAGGGAGGAGGCAGCUGCUUUCUGGGGGGCUGGCCGCUGAGGCCGGAGGGCAGCCCUUCUUCCCGCCCUUCUGCUGCUCCCUCCCUCCCCCCUCCCCUGGAAGACCUGGGCGUGACGUGUGCGGCCCCUCCGCCGCUCCCCCGCCCCUUCCCUUCCCCAGACGGCGAGGCGAGAGGGGAGGAGUGAGGUGCUGCCGCUGCCGCUGCUGCUGAGGAGGAGGAGGAGAGCGGAGAAGUGGCGGCGGAGGCGGUGGGGAGGACGACGACUGGAGGGACCUGCCCUCGCCUCCUCUCCUCCCGUCCGCGCUGGUCGGCUGGACUCGGAAGCGCUCUCCGUCCCGUCUCUGGCGGCCCCGAGAAGCCCCGGCCGCUCGCCCAUGGCUUCAGCCACCAGCGGCAUGGAGGAAGUGCGCGCCUCGGUGCUGACCCCGCUCAAGCUGGUGGGGCUGGUCUGCAUCUUCCUGGCUUUGUGCUUGGACCUGGGCGCCGUGCUCAGCCCGGCCUGGGUCACGGCCGACCACCAGUCCUACCUCUCCCUCUGGGAGUCCUGCACCAAACUCGGACAGUCCGACACCUGGCGCUGCAAGACCACCCUCAACAGCGACUGGCAGAUUGCUACACUUUCUAUGCUAUUGGGAGGUGCUGCUAUAAUUCUUAUAGCCUUCUUGGUUGGAUUAAUUUCUAUCUGUGUGGGAUCACGAAGGCGGUUCUACAGACCAGUUGCUGUCAUGCUGUUUGCAGCAGUGGUUCUUCAAGUGUGCAGCCUCGUCCUUUACCCAAUCAAGUUCAUCGAAACUGUCAACUUGAGAAUAUACCAUGAGUUCAACUGGGGCUAUGGCCUCGCCUGGGGUGCAACUAUAUUUUCAUUUGGGGGUGCCAUACUUUACUGCUUGAACCCCAAAAACUAUGAAGACUACUAUUGAAGGAAGCUACUUUUUAAAAAAAAACAAAAGGAAAUGAAUAACACAAAGAUAGUUAUGUCUUUUCUAACUUGGUGUUUUUAGAACUUUUGUAGAGUGUCAGUCUGCUAUAUUGAUUUACCAACUUUUACCUUUUGGCUACAACUACUGCAAGUAGCUUUUUAACAUCCUGUUAAAUGAAUAACAAAAAUCAUACUUACUGAUCAGUCCAUAGGCAACUUUGUAAGCUGCUGAUACACUAUCUUUGAUAAGGGAAGAUCAGCACCAUUGAUGGAUGCAGAUGGCCUCAGCCUUCAUGAGAAAAUUAGAUGGAAUGAAACAUAGGCUACCUGCAUUGGCUGUAGACUUCAAAGGAGUUGCUGGGACAAGAAUCAUGUGGAAGCUUGUUUAUAUUGCAUAUGAUUCCAAUAUUCUAGAGAGUCAUCAGUCUCUGCCUCCAUGUUGUAUUGGCUCCCUGGGAUUCUUGUUGAAAUAAACCUCUAAGCAGCCCAGAUGCAGAGAAGAGUGAAGAUAAUUAAUAUAUACACUCAGCAAUUUCCUGGCAAGAGAAGCUUAUAUGUUUGGCACUCUACAUUUUCCAGCCAUUGGUGGUAUAUCAGGAAGUCAGAAUGUGGAACAUAUUCUUCUAAUUAUGUGGUUGGACAUUAUGUCUCAGAUGUAACCGAGUAUUGAAAAUAACAUGAAGAAUCACACUGAAUCUGUUGACUCCUUCAAAAGAAUAAAGAGUGAGAGACAUGCAUGCGCUGCAUUUUCCAGAGCAUAUUUUGAUUUCAAAACACUGUGGCAAAUGUUUCAUAAGCAACAUUCCCACUAUUUUUAUAGAAGAUGUUUAUUGGUUAUUACUAUAAAGAUAAAAGUAUUGUGAGCUAAUCCUAUAUUAGCUAUAGUAAAUAAGAAUCUAAACUUUCACAAGUCUUCUCUGGGUAUUGAGUUGGCUUGAAAUAUUUUGGAGAACCCCUUCCUAUAAUAUAUUGCAUCUCAUAUUGCUUGAUCUAAACCCUGGUGUGCCAUCUGUAAAAAUUUAGAUAAGAAUGAAUUGUGGUUUUAUUCCUGAAAAGCUAAAGAGCAUGGCACUGAAUGCAUUUGGAUAUUAUGCCAAAUUAUUAUGGUGGGAAGAGCCAUAGUGAGCCUCAUGCUUUCAGUGUCUCGCCCACCUCCUUUUAAUCUGGAACAGCUGUAAGGUACAGAUGAGAAAUUUUCAGUUCUAGUCUCUCUCUCUCUCUCUCUCUCUCUCUCUCUCUCUCUCUCUCCCUCUCCCUCCCUCCCUCUCUCUCCCUCUCUCCCCCCCCCCUCUCUUUUAAACCAAACUUUAAAAACUGUAGUUAAUCUUAAACAUUGUUGGAAACAAGACAACAGCGAAUUGUGGAGCUGGUUGAUUUCAAGAAAUUAUAGUCAAUUUUAACCAGUUUGAAUCCUAGAUGUAAUACAAAAGUGUACUUUAUCAAAAAAUUGAAGCGGAAGUUCAUUGUAGCUACAAUGCAGAAAGCAUGCAAACUGUAGGUUCACAGAGGCUGGAAAAAACCACAGUUUAUCAUGAUGCCAAACACAGCCAUUGUUUCAUUUUGAUGCAGAUGAAUAUAAAAAAAAAUGUAAGAACGUAUUUGUAUUAUUUUUUAAAUGGAAGCAUUCCUAGAUAUUAAUAUAUUAAGAAGACUUAAAAGAAAUACAGCUGUAAUUUCUAAAUUGUAGCUGCCCACCUGAGAAGUUUUUGUGAAUUUAUGGAGUGACAUGAUUGUCCAUGUGUCCGUGGUUCAAAGCAAUACUGAUAAUGAAAAAAAAGUAAUUAAAGCCUCAGUGGAAGUAAGAACUACAACAAUAAAUAAUAGUUUCUGUGUCAUAGAUAAGACAUUGUUUUGGGGGUUGGGAGUUGUGGCCAUUUGAAAAAUUCCUGUUUAAUUUAGAUUAGAUUUUUUUUAAAAAAUAAUAAUAAUUAAACCAGUGUAUCCUUUCUAUGAGGUGACUAGCAGGGAACUAAUUCUGAAAAUUAUACAUUGUUAUCAUGGUAUAUAAAAAUGAUAAUGCUUUCUCCUUUUAGCAUGAUGGAUUCACUAACACUUAGUUGAAUUUUUUAUUUAUUACAUCUUGAAAUUGUGCAAAAGCUAUGUGAAGUCUUUUAAACUAUAUUUUAAAUUGAUAUAUAAAACUUAGGGUUUAUGUUUGUUUAUAUCAUUUUGUUGGGUAUUUUCAAUUUAUUCUGAAAAAAUUGUAUAGUAUAUACUGUUCUAAUAUACAAAUAUAGAAACAGUUAUUUUUGCUACAUGGAAAUUAAAAUUGUAUCCUCCAAGAGCAUAAUAUUCAAAAUGAUAAAACUGCUGCUCAGUA